Molecule: messenger RNA, 1035 nt
Organism: Fraxinus pennsylvanica
Lineage: Eukaryota; Viridiplantae; Streptophyta; Magnoliopsida; Lamiales; Oleaceae
Source: the annotation of a GenBank genome assembly
AUGGCGACGUUGAAAUCUUCUUCUGGUGCUGUACCAGAGGUCCAGAAUGGUGAAGAUUUCAAAGUUCAAGUGUUCUCAUCAUCAUCGGAGUUGCUCGAGAAGCUGCAUGACAAGUGGUCAGGGAAGCGAAAACCCUACCCUGCAAUGUAUUCUAGUAUAUUUGAUGGAAUUAUUCUCGACCCAGAAAUGAUGGUUAUUCCAAUAGAUGAUCACAUGGUUCAUCGAGGACAUGGUGUCUUCGACACAGCUAUUAUUCUUGACGGAUUUAUAUAUGAACUGGAUGUCCACCUUGCCCGUUUUCUUAGAUCAGCAUCCAAAGCAAAAAUAACUUCUCCCUUCUCCCAAUCAACUCUUAGAAGCAUUCUUAUUCAGCUUGCAGCAGCAUCGCAGUGCAGGAAAGGAACUCUUCGGUACUGGUUGAGUGCAGGGCCUGGAGACUUCUUACUCUCUCCCGCAGGUUGCCCAACACCAGCCUUCUAUGCUGUAGUCAUUGAUGAAGAUUUCUCUCAAUGCAAAGAAGGUGUCAAAGUAAUAACGUCUACUAUCCCAAUGAAAUCACCUCACUUUGCCACUAUGAAGAAUGUAAACUACCUGCCAAACGUCCUCUCGAAGAUGGAAGCCGAGGAGAAGGGGGCAUUUGCAUCUAUAUGGGUUGAUGAUAAAGGCCAUAUCGCCGAGGGUCCAAAUGUGAACGUUGCUUUCAUAACUCCUGAGAAAGAGCUUGUCUUGCCGUUCUUUGAUAACAUUCUAAGUGGGUGCACUGCGAUAAGGCUUCUUGAGUUAGCACCUAAGUUGGUGGAGCGAGGGCAUUUGAAGAGUGUGAAAACUGCCAAUCUCACUAUGGAGUUGGCCAAAGGAGCUUCUGAAAUGAUGUAUGUUGGAAGCACGCUGCCAAUAUUACCAAUCGUCAUGUGGGAUGAGAAGCCUAUAGGAGAUGGAAAUGUGGGAAAAUUGACAAUGGAACUUUCAGAUUUGCUGUGGGAAGAUAUGGUUGCUGGCCCUGAAACGCAGAGGAUCCCAGUUCCUUAUGCUUAG